CAGCCCUGACCAAGACGUUUAGACUCCAGCAGGGAAGCGGGGAGGAGGAUAAGGAUUGUAAUUUGUGUUUAAGAAGAUUAACUUUGUAGAAGAGCUCGCUCUCCAUCUGCAGUCUGCCUCACGCAUCCAGUGAUGUUACAAUGACUAAAUCAUUGUUAUCUUGAUUCAAAUCGUGCGUUGAUGACCCAACUGACCGUAAUGAUUUCGCGGGGGUUACCAAGCAUUGCUGGAUUGGCUUGGCCUAGAUGUGUGUUGAAUUGGCAUCGUGAAUGUUAGAGCUGAAACGCUUUACUAGAGGAAAUGAAGACACGACCGAUAGGAAACACUUCCAACGCCGACUGGAUGGGCUCCCUGUGCCCUGCCCUCACAUCCAUGCCCCUCAAACACCUGGCGGUUCCUGGUUCUCAUGAUUCCUUCAGCUUCUGGGUGGAUGAGCAAGCUCCAGUCGGUCCAGACCAGAAAGCAUACGUGAAGCACCUGGCUGCGAUAUUUCGCUUUCUAGCCAAGAAGGUGAUGAAGAAGUGGUCCAUGACUCAAAACCUCACUUUCAGAGAACAGCUCGAGGGAGGAAUACGCUAUUUCGACCUGCGUGUUUCCUCCAAACCGGGAGAACCAGGCCACGAGAUCUACUUCAUACACGGGCUGUUUGGACACAAAGUACGCGAUGGCCUUAUUGACAUUAACAGUUUCUUAAACCUGCACAAGAAAGAGGUUGUUUUUUUAGACUUCAACCAUCAUUAUGCAAUGAGCGAAGAGCAUCAUCUUUACCUAAUCAAGAUGCUGAAGGACGUGUUUGGUCACAAGCUCUGCAAGAUUGACGUGGUGGAGGACAUCACUCUCAACUACCUGUGGGAGAACAAGUACCAGGUCCUAGUGUUUUAUCACCAUCCAUCUGCUGAGGGCUGUCCUGUGAUGUGGCCUGGUAGUAAAAUUCCUGCCCCCUGGGCCAAUACCACAGAUACCUCUAAGCUCAUACAGUUCCUGGAAACAACUCUGGGCGAACGAGCCAAAUACGGCAGCUUUCAUGUGUCUCAGGCCAUUUUAACACCACGUGUCAAGACCAUCGCCAGGGGCCUGGUACGGGGGCUAAGAAACUACCUGGUGGAGAAGAACCUUCCAACCAUAAUGACGUGGGUAGAAGCGCAAAAGCCAGGCGUAGAUGGGGUUAAUAUCAUCACUUCAGACUUCGUAGAACUAGUGGACUUCGCAAACACUGUCAUUAAAUUAAAUAACCUCCUCAUUCAGGAUCGGUUAGGCUCAUGACCUUUUCAUUGACUGCCAUAAAGACUGAAGGUGUGCUGACCAUCAAGACCUUGUGAUGAAACCUAUGGUUAUAUGACUUCUAAAUUGGCUAUUUUAUAUAUUUAAUUCAACAGAGCUUUAAGUGCCAUCAGUCUGAUACCCAUGUCUUGCUAAUUUUGAAACUCAAAAGAUUUUUUUUAUUAUUUCAACACCUGUUCACCUACACUUCAGGUAUUGAAAGAAACUAAUGUGAUUUAGGAUUAAU
Messenger RNA from Labeo rohita (rohu), 1507 nucleotides. RefSeq names its product phosphatidylinositol-specific phospholipase C, X domain containing 2 (gene plcxd2). Gene Ontology annotation, biological process: lipid metabolic process. Gene Ontology annotation, molecular function: phosphoric diester hydrolase activity. The record is from RefSeq and is a predicted model, not a curated record. NCBI's taxonomy places the organism in Eukaryota, Metazoa, Chordata, Actinopteri, Cypriniformes, Cyprinidae. Bases 301 to 1263 code for a protein of 320 amino acids. The transcript has 4 exons.